ACGCCCCGCGCGCCCCCGCGGCCGGAAUCGUUCCGUCCGUCCGCGCAAGAUGGCGGCGGAGGAGGAGGUGGUGCAGGGCGCGGCGGGUCCCGGCGUCCUGGUCGAGAUCUUCAGCAGCCCCCUCAACGUCACCCUGCUGCUCCUCUGCCUCUUCCUGCUCUACAAGAUCAUGCGCGGCGACCGGCCGAGCACCGACGACCCCGCCGGCCAGGAGCCGCCACUGCCCCGCCUCCGGAGGGACUUCACCCCGGCAGAGCUGCGGCCCUUCAACGGGCAGAGCGACCCCCGCAUCCUCAUCGCCGUCUGUGGCAAGGUCUUCGAUGUCACCAGCGGCCGCAAGUUCUACGGAGAAGGUGCUCCUUACGGUGUGUUUGCUGGAAGAGAUGCAUCAAGGGGCCUUGCUACAUUCUGUCUGGAGAAAGAGGCACUAAGGGAUGAAUAUGAUGAAUUGUCCGAUCUCAAUGCCAUGCAGCUGGAAAGUCUUCAUGAGUGGGAAAUGCAGUUCAAUCAGAGGUACAACUACGUUGGAAAACUCCUGAAGCCCGGAGAAGAACCCACAGAAUACACUGAUGAAGAAGAUACAAAGGAAGCUAAAGAAUUGAAGAAGGACUGAAGUUCUGCAGCUGGGAGAGACCUAUUUUUGUAGAAUCGAUCACACAAGAACAUUGAAUUUUUGAAGUAAAUUUCUUGGAGCCUGGGGAGGGCACGAUUUUCACAACAGUUAAGAACUCAUCACUGCUGUGGAUGUUUUAUGUCGGGUGUAUCGAGUGAAACGUUGGAGAAAAAGCGUUGUAUGUAGGAGGUUUGCCAUUCCAAAUCUAAAAUCUAUAACAUUCUUCUUCUUCCCAAGGCAAUCCAGUCCAUAAUUAAGAUGUUUAAGAAGGAACUGCAGAUGCGGGGAAAAUCAAAGGUAGUCAAAAAUGCUGGAGAAACUCAGCGGGCGAGGCAGCAUCUAUGGAGUGAAGGAAAUAGGCAACGUUUCGGGUCGAAGAAGGGUUUCUAUUUCCUUCGCUCCAUAGAUGCUGCCUCACCCAGCUGAGAUUCGCCAGCAUUUUUGUCUACCUGUAAUUAAGAUGCUCAGUUCAUUCACGUUAAUAUGAAAUGUCUGUGAAAAUUUUGCCUCGUUUCUUUAAUAUUAGAUAGAGGACUAAAGGCCUUUGCCACAGUUUGUUCAUUCAGUUCAUGGAAGUUACCACAUAGUUCAUCCAAUUGAUGUCAACAUUUACCUUUCACAAGAGCAUUUUGUAUUAAUCACAUUGCUGAGACUGACCUUGUGUGUUGCCAGAGAAUUGAGCAACACACGGCCAUUUUACUGUUGUGUGGAGCUACCCUAAAGUCAGCUGUUAAUUUUGUCCAGUGGUGUAAUUUUUCUACUGCUUAUGCAACAUAGCCCUUCUAAUCAGGUGUAAUGCCUCAGUGGCAGUAUGUGAUAACAAUCAGAUCAUUUCUAAGGGUUGAUUUUGCAGGAAGUGUCACGGAAAGUCUAUCGGUCAAAUCCACAUUCUCUUUAAAAUAAUGAGCUUUUGAACCAAAUCAUUUUAAUAUGCACACAAAAUUAUUCCAGCAGGAUAUUUAGUUUGAGUGUCUUUUUUCUAAUUGAAGGAAUAACAUGAACUUUAAUCUUUCUUGUCUCAUCUUAUACAUUAGUCAUCAAGUGAAGAAGGGUGAAAGGUGAUUUCUUUAAAAAACUUUCAAAAAAUGAUAAGCACCCAUGUAUCUACUAACAAGAUAUUAUUGAAUCUGUUUAAAAAAUAUACCAGGUACUACUGGUAGCCUGUUUAUCUUUUUGUUGAAAUAAAAAAAUGUCACUACUUGGAAUUUAAAA
Messenger RNA from Leucoraja erinaceus (little skate), 1825 nucleotides. RefSeq names its product membrane-associated progesterone receptor component 1-like. Lineage: Eukaryota; Metazoa; Chordata; Chondrichthyes; Rajiformes; Rajidae. The coding region runs from base 50 to 613 and encodes 187 amino acids. Gene Ontology annotation, cellular component: endomembrane system; membrane. The transcript is spliced from 3 exons. The record is from RefSeq and is a predicted model, not a curated record.